AUGGUGUCCUUGACGAGUUUGGCCGCAGCCUUUGGCGCUGUUGUAUUGCUGCUCUCUGGAGAUGGAGCCACUGCCACUUCGAUAUUCAGAAAGCCAGCAAGCCCCAGCUACAGCAGUGCCAACGUCUGCCCGGAGCGAUGCAGCGUUUCCGGGCCCAGCACGGGCAACUGGUCCGUCUAUCCCAACUUCAACAAGAUUCGAAAAUGCCCCGAGACCAUGUUUUAUGACUUCUCCCUUUACGAUCAAGUCGACAACAAGGACGAGAAUCACCGCAUCCAAGCCUGCUCCUCGUUCGGACCCGACUUUGCCACCUUUCCUGCCGAGUCCGUCCAGCUUGCCUCUGCCGAGUCCCACAAUGUCGAGUUUGAGAUUGGCUGGUGGAAGGAGGGCUAUGGCCUUGCGGCAGCUGGGAUCAAGUCUCUCGUGAAGCAGGUCCGCAAGUAUGCUGAAAAUGGCCAUGGGACCACGGAACGACCGUUCAUGAUCUAUGGCCAGUCCGGCGAGGCGACUAUUGGUCUGUACAUUGGGCAGGGUCUCCUCAACGAAGCUAUCGGCGAGUCCGCACUCAAGACAUUCCAAGACAACCUCGAACACCUCAACGUCUCGACGACAAGCUUGGCUAUGCAGCUCUGUGGGCCAGGCUAUGGCAGCAACCAUAUCUUCGGUAUCGUGGCCACCAGCAACGGCACCUUUACUCCCAUCCAGGACGCCAUCAAGUCCUGGGCCAAUGGCACAUGCCUGUCCUUUUCGGGGUCGACUAAGUUUCCAGGCCUGGCCAAGUUCACCACGCCGCUUCUGCACAGCAAUCGCACCCUCGCCACCACCAAUUCCACCAUUCCGAGCAACUCAGCCAUCCACGCCAGGGCCCACCACCGCCACUCAACCAUCCAUGCCAGGGCCCUCCACCGUCGUGCUGAGUGCCGGACGGUCCAGGUCGACCCAAAUUCCGGAUGUCCAGAGGCUGCUCAAAAGUGUGGUAUUUCGGCGUCCGACUUUACCAAGUACAACCCCGGGGUCGACUUCUGCAAGAAUCUGAAACCAAAGCAGCACGUCUGCUGCUCCAGUGGAGACCUGCCUGACUUUAGCCCUCCGCAAAACGAGGACGGCUCUUGCUAUUCGUACCAGGUCCAGGGAGAUGACAACUGCGACAACCUUGUUGCUGAGUACAGUCUGACCAGGGACGAGCUUGAGGAAUUCAACAAAAACACCUGGGGGUGGAAUGGCUGUGAUCCUUUAUACAAGGACGCUGUCAUCUGCCUGAGUGAAGGCACUGCCCCGUUUCCUGCACCCAUUGCCAAUGCCAUCUGUGGCCCCCAAAAGCCAGGUUCCGAGCCCCCGACCGAUGGCUCUGAUAUUGCAGAAAUGAACCCCUGCCCGCUGAAUGCAUGCUGCAACAUCUGGGGCCAAUGUGGCAUUACCAAGGACUUUUGUGUUGACACCAACACGGGCGCCCCCGGGACCGCUGAACCCGGUACAUAUGGCUGCAUCUCCAACUGCGGUCUUGAUGUCGUCCAGGGGUCUGGAUCUGGCGAGAUCAAGAUUGGAUAUUAUGAAGGCUACUGCUUGAGCCGAAAGUGUCUCUAUCAAGAUGCUCUUCAGAUCGACACCUCGCUCUACUCGCAUAUCCAUUUUGGCUUUGGUACCUUGACAGCCGAUUAUCAAGUUGAGGUUGGCGACGUGCUGUCGACCUACCAAUUUCAUGAAUUUAAAAAGAUCUCGGGUGCAAAGCGGAUUCUAUCGUUUGGUGGCUGGGAGUUCUCCAACAGUGACGCCACGUACAAGAUAUUUCGCACUGGUGUCCGUCCCGAGAACCGGCUUACCAUGGCGACGAACAUUGCCAACUUCAUCAAGGAGCAUGACCUGGACGGCGUCGACAUUGACUGGGAGUAUCCUGGAGCUCCAGAUCUCCCCGUGUACGACCCUGGUACGGAGGAGGAGGGCCCCAACUACCUGGCAUUCCUGGUGGUUCUCAAGAAUCUUUUGCCCGGGAAGUCCAUUUCGAUUGCUGCCCCGUCGUCCUAUUGGUAUCUGAAGCAGUUCCCUAUUCAGCAAAUGUCCAAGAUCCUCGACUACAUUGUCUACAUGACCUAUGAUCUCCACGGUCAGUGGGAUGCCCACAACAGCAACUCCCAAGAAGGAUGUGAGACCGGCAAUUGCCUGCGUAGCCAGGUGAAUCUGACCGAGACCAAGCAGUCGCUGGCAAUGAUUACCAAGGCAGGGGUUCCCGGCGAAAAGGUGAUUGUCGGGGUGACAAGCUAUGGGCGAUCUUUCAAGAUGGCGAGCCCUGGAUGCUGGGGCCCUGACUGCCAGUUCACCGGGGACCGCUUGAACUCCAACGCCAUGAAGGGAGAGUGCACCGACACUGCAGGGUACCUCGCCGACGCCGAGAUUGCAGAGAUCAUGGCGGAUUCUUCCCGAGUGGUCACGAGCUUUAUCGACACCAGCAGCAACAGUGACAUCCUGGUUUACGACAACGACGAAUGGGUUGGGUACAUGAGCGCCGCGACCAAGAAGACACGAACAAACCUCUACACCGCGUGGGGGCUGGGAGGAACCUCGGACUGGGCCACCGACCUGCAAAGCUUCCACGCAGUCCCGCCCCCUCAGACCAAAUGGGCCAACUUCAUCGAAAUCGCCAGCAGCGGAGAAGAUCCCAAGACCGACCAUUCGCGGAACGGCAACUGGACCGACUUCGAUUGCACCCACGAGGUCAUUGAAGACAAGUUGGACUACACGCCCUCGAAGCGAUGGAGCGGAGUGAACGCGGAUGCGGCGUGGGAGGACGUGGUGCGCAUCUGGAAAGAGACUGACAGCAAGAGACCCGCGGUCAACUUCACCCAGUCGGUGUCCAGUACACUUCGGAUCGGGGAUCAGGCCAACUGCGGCGCCGCCAUACAAGACAGCUGCAACACAAUCAGCUGCAUCGCCCCGUUAGAUCGCGAGCUGUCGGGGCCCGCAGGACAGCUGAUCUGGAACUCGCUCGCUUCCAUCCACAAGCUGUUCACGGACUACGAUACAUAUCUCUGGAGGGCCGCCACGACGCUGAGUCUACAAAUUGACCAUUUGACCAACGAAUUUGCACCUCUUCCGGAAAAGGACGACGGAGUGUGGCAAGACUUGCUCACUAACCUCCUUGUCCUGGGAGGCGUGGGAACUGCUGGACCCCUGAUGAGCAAGGUGCUGAGCCAGCUCGCUUGGUUCAAUCAGAACAGCAGAGGGGAAACCACACAGAGUGUGGCCAUGACCGUCCUCGAACAAGGCAUCAUGGUCGCCGGUGGUCUUAUGAAUGGGGACGAUGCGUAUUGGACGCCCGAGAAACAGGACGAAUUCUCAGCCUACAUGGGCCAAGUCAUCAACGGCUGGUCGAAAUUCAACUCUUAUUCUCUGUCCGCGUUGCUUGACAAAGGCGAUGAUGCUGCGAUCGACGCCAUCUGGGACCUCAUUUCCGAUGGAAAACUCAUCGAGGGUAAAUUCGAGAAUGAACCCCCAGCAGAGCGCGAUUUGGCGGGUGAACUGCAGGACGACAUCCUCAAGUGCGUAUUCGGCUUCACCAUCCCGGCACUCUGGCGCUCCGCGGGUACCUAUCCCUUCAUCCUCAGGACCGGUAAAGGGUGCGGCGUGGACCAUUAUCUCGAGGAGAUGGAGGAGUACCUCGACGAGGAGACGAUGAAGGAGACGGGGGAAUGCGUCGACGACGAACAAUGGUACCUUGUGUAUCCCAAAGGCGACUCGGAGAAGUGCAACUGCCAGGUCAACGAUGGAGGCCCCUGCAACGAGCAAUGCGUGCCAGCCAAGUUCUCCGCCCCUCCAGGUCUCGACUCCCUCAACGGUACAGCCUUCGGCAACAUCAGCAAGAAGGACCUGAUCGCGGGUUCCGUCAACACCUGGAGGGACAACGAAGGGGAAAACACCUACAAAUACGCGGAUCCGACCGACCCAGACACCGUGAGGAACCUGAUGAAUGUCGAGGUCACAACCGCAGGGUACAUGCACAUCCCCGUCUGCAGCGCCGCGCGCGCGUAUCAAUCCUGGGACACGACCAGUGCGGGCUCCAGCGAGUUCUACCCCUGUGACAUCCCCCCGGGCAAGGACUACUGCGGACAAGCGACGUUUGAGGACCAAACCAGCGACGCUUCGCCGGAUAUCGAGGACUGCCGCACCAUCAUCAGGAACAUCCAGAGCAAUGGGAAGACCGACUUCACGCAUCAGGUUGUUGGCAAGCCGCACCGUGAGAUUCUCGACUUCGAGUCCUGCCACUUUGGUAUCGAGGCCACCAGUGUCAACGGCAAUGUCGAGUUCUAUGUCGGCGGACAGGACGUGAUUGAUAUCAUCAACGACGCCAUUGCGAAGUUUGGCAACAGCAACGGCAAGGUCGGAGCCAAGGGGCUUAUGAAUUGCAAUGGCAAUAUCAAGAGCCAGGGUGUUGAGUGGGGGAUCUACUAG
Molecule: messenger RNA, 4443 nt
Organism: Aspergillus mulundensis
Lineage: Eukaryota; Fungi; Ascomycota; Eurotiomycetes; Eurotiales; Aspergillaceae
Exons: 1
Coding region: 1-4443 (1480 amino acids)
Biological process (GO): carbohydrate metabolic process
Molecular function (GO): hydrolase activity, hydrolyzing O-glycosyl compounds; chitin binding
Source: RefSeq, a predicted model, not a curated record